AUAACCGGAGACUUCGCUGGUUACAGUUCGGAGAGGAAGGAGCAAAUUAUUCAUAGCCGGGGCAUUAUUAACUUGAGCUAAUGGCGAGAAAGGCUUCUCUGUUCCUUCGAGCACUGGCUGAGAGGUCGCGUGUCAUCCUGGCGAGAGUCGGACAAGCCGCAGUCAGACAUUUGAGCUCUCAGGUCGCCGUAGCCUCGCAGAGUGCUGCCUCGCCCCUGCAUUCUGCGGCAGCCCAGGUCGUACCCACCCGGAACUUCCUUAAUCUGCUCACCCCUCUCAUAGCUCGAAGGAUACAGUACCGUGAGAACCGGACUAUCGGUUAUUCCGUGGAGCAGAUAUACAGCAUAGUAGCCAACAUAGAGCAGUACCAGCAGUUUGUACCGUGGUGCAGGAAGUCAAAGGUCACAAAGGGGCGGAGUGGGAAUGUGCGGGCGCUGCUGGAGAUCGGAUUCCCCCCCCUUGUGGAACGCUACGUCUCUGAGGUCAGCGUCAUUCCUAAUCAACAAAUCCGGGCUGUGUGUACAGAUGGAUCACUCUUCAGUCAUCUCGAGACAUUAUGGCGGUUCACAUCUGAUCUCGGGAGCCAAAGUGACUCCUGCAAUGUGGCGUUCUAUGUGACCUUUGAGUUCAAAUCCCUGAUGCACUCUCAGCUGGCUACAGUCUUCUUGGACGAGGUGGUCAAACAGAUGGUCGGUGCUUUUGAGAAGAGAGCUGCUACGCUUCAUGGCCCGUGUGUGCACAGCCUAGAAACUACCAGCACAGCCAGCACCAGCAGUAGAGCAGCCUAAGAACAUUCUAGAAGAUAAAGACCUUAUAGAAACAUGCGUCGCUAUCACCUCUACCUGAGCCUUGAACAUGUUCUCUACUUCAUUCCUGGACUCUGGAUUCUAAACGCUACUAUGCUUACAGUUUUCAGGAACACACACACACAGGGAAAAAAUGGCUAUUUAUUUCAGUUUAAAGUUUGAUACAUUUUCUUUUAUGCAUAUAUUGUAAAUACAUAGUAAUUUGGUAGAAUAGUGUAUUGGAGUGUAUUUUCUAUGUAAAUAGAGAGAAUCACUCCCCAUGAAUUCUGAGAAUUUGUCUCGGACGUCUGAGCACGCAGACGCUCGAGUUCUUCGACACGGAGAAUGGAGCUGUUUUACCAAACAUGGUUGGAAUUCCUCCGGGAAAAAUAAACAAACCCUGUUUUUGUUAAUCAUCCAUCUCACAUAUAUUUAUGUUUUUUCCGUUAAAUCAGACUUUGUUAUGUACUUCUACGUCCUUAAGAUUGAGAGGUAUUUCACGGAUCUGUUUUGAUUGGCGUGACCACGCCAGCUGGUUGGCGUGAAGCCCUCAGUGGUUUUCAUAUAUUUGUAUGUCGUAUUUGUUAUUAUGCUUUUCUUAUCAAUAUUUAAGUUAAUGUAGAGUGUUUAUGAUUUGUUGAUUGAAGCUUUAUUUUUGUUUUUGAGGGACACUUUUGCAGGGGAGAUACUGGUGCUUUAUUAUUUACUUUAUUACCAACUGCAAAAUAUAACAGGUUACAUUGUUUAUUGUUUCUGUUAACUGUUCACUUAAAAUAGAUGAGCUUUCCAGCUCCUUGGUAUCUCA
Messenger RNA from Electrophorus electricus (electric eel), 1590 nucleotides. Its product is annotated as coenzyme Q-binding protein COQ10 homolog, mitochondrial. Gene Ontology annotation, biological process: cellular respiration. The record is from RefSeq and is a predicted model, not a curated record. Lineage: Eukaryota; Metazoa; Chordata; Actinopteri; Gymnotiformes; Gymnotidae. Gene Ontology annotation, cellular component: mitochondrion. Gene Ontology annotation, molecular function: ubiquinone binding.